AUGGUGUUAAUCAGUGACUCAAGUGACUCUGAAGAGGAAAGCCUUUUUGGGCCACAUAGUUCCAAAAGAAACUCCUGGAACGAACGGCCAAACCAGAGGAGCACUGGGGAACCCCAGGACUCCACAAGCAAACCCCCUGACUCUUCCAAGAGGCGAGGAUCAGACAAAGAGCUUCAAGCUUUUAUUAGCAUGAGAGACCAGACUGACCAAGCCACAGAGGUGAGUGAAAGGGUAACAGUGCUGCACAAGACAAACAUUUGUGUGGGAAUAACAUGCAUAAACAGGAAUAAAGAUGCAGCUAUAUGUUGACAUACUGGAAAUUUGUUGAAACUGGGAUGAAUCCCAUGCCAAAACAAUUGAAUUAAGGCUGGACAUAGACGACACUAUUUAAAGUCUACUGCCUUCAUUUAAUUAUGUAGGUUAACCUCGUGGUUGAAUAAUUAAGAAUUCAUGUGACAUUCUUCUUCUGAAUUUCUUUAAAAUCUGAUUGAGACUACGAAAUGCCUUUUUUCUGAGGGAAAAAAAAGUUUAUGCCAUAAACUUCCCUUCACACUUUAACAUUGUGUAAAAUAACUUUUCACUCAACAUCAUUAAAAUAAAUAAAUAUCCUGAAGAUUCUGCAGAGGUUGCAGUUUUCCAUUUCAGUUUUUCGUGCUGGAAAAGUUCAUCAGUUUUCAAUACUACGUCUACUCACUAACAAGCAGAGUUGUCCAAAUUCAAAAACCACAAGUCCUCCAAGAAGAAUUACAGUAUUUAAAUUUUUGGUCUAUCCGAUUGUUUUUUUUUUUUUUUUUGGUAGCUCUGUAAUGUCAUUAUUUAAUAAAAGGAAUGGAAGACAUUUAUUUGGGGGCUGUCGAAGAAAGCCUAAUUUCUUCAUUAAUAAAAAUUCCAAAACUUUUAUUUAAGUCUUGCAUUUUGAUUCCACGGGCUGAAAGUUAUACAUAAUUUGGCACAGUUAGCGAUGUUAGUGGUUUGGGUAAGUUGUCAAUAAAUGCAUUUCAGAUGCAGAGAAGGCAUGGGGUGACAACAUCUGAUGAAAAAAUAACUCUUAAAAUACAAUUUACAUGAUUUUCAUGUAAAUCAUGGCCAAGGCAUCUUUUAAAUUUCAGUAUAGCCCUGUUCCUUCAAAGGAAACAUGUCACACAAGAAAUAUAACCCUAACUCUAACCCUAACCACUUUCAUCUUUCAUGAUUUUAUUGCCUCAGAUAACAAUAAUAAUGAUAAUAAUAAUAAUAAUAAUAAUAAUAAUAAUAAUAAUAAUAAUAAUAAUAAUGGCCAAGGCCUAGCCUCCCAGUGAGGCGACCCUCUUGGUCAUUGUUUUCUUAGCCUAGCCCUUUCUGUCUGUUGUACUUUUGUAAGUUAUUACUCAUUCAUAAGGAAGUAGAAAAGUUAAGGCCAAAAUGAAAAAGGACCUGCAUUGUUUAAGUCAUUUUGCUGUGUUGCCAUGGCCACGCCCUUUCCCCUACACACAAGCUUUUGCUUAGGUGUCAUCCCCAAGGGGUUGGCUACAAAACUGGUCGAGUAAGAAAGUUCUCCUCCUUUCCAUUUUGAACCAGGGGGCGAUGUUGUGCGCUGAUGGCACUAUGUAAUGGGGUAAUGUGGGAAAUGCACCAAAGCAACUGAGAAAAACUGUAAUACUUAUAUAUAUAUAUAUAUACUUGUAAGAGUAUAAGAGGUUGCAUCUCAAUGUUCAAUAGCACACCAGUAUACAGGAUAUCCAACUAUGCCUAUUUAAACUCAGUUUUUAAAGAAGCUCAUCAUUGAUAAUCAUUGAUAUGUCAGGGUCCAUACAUCUUUUGUACCAACAGCCAUCAGACUUUACAAUUCUUCUAUGAAUGGUAGAUGACUUUUGAGAAAUAACAAAUGAGAGCACAGACAAUUGAAUUUCCCUUCACUGAUAAAUAAAGUUAUUCUAAUUCUUAAAGGCAGACCAUAACCUACUUGGGACCCAUUGGGGUUGUAUUAUUUUGGCAUUUCUAUUUUAAUGUAUAUUUUUUGCAAACCUCACGGUGCCAAAACAAAUCAACCAAUAAGCUCAUACUGAACCCAUGUCUAACUGAGCCUAACUCAACAACAUGGAUGUAUUCGCUUAAAAUAACCCUUACAUCAGCAUAACCCUACAUAUAUUAUUAAGAUUUUUUUGUUAAUAUAUUUUCUUACAGGAAUGGGAGAAGUUGAAUUAUGACAUUUACACUUUACGGUAUGCCAGACGUGAAGUGAGAUCUCGGUGGAAGAAAAUCCUGCUGCAGCUGGGUAAAACAUUAUCUCCUCCAAAUGCAUCAUACUAGAUCUAUAAUAAUCUGUGGUCCGUUAUUUUAUGUUCUGUCAUAUUCCUGCAGGUUAUCAGUGUGAGGUAGAUGCUUUGCUGUGUGUGAACAGACAGAGCCAGUUCAUUUCAGAUCAGGAUCAUCUUAACAGAGCAAGGGAGCUGUUGGGACAGCUACUGGACCAGACCUCGUUGUUUCCUCCAGAAACUGGGAACCAGAACAGAUACCUCUAUGUCAUGGUACGCAUUUACACACACACACACACACACACACACACACACACACACACACACACACACAUUACAAUGAUGAUGUGAAGUUGAUGUUAGGCCCAAAGACAAGUGCUCAGGUAAAUUUCAACAUUUCUUGUAAUAUUAAUUCCCCAUGUAAACAUAAGGGCCCUUAUUAAUCAAUCAAAGGUACAACAGAAAACUGUCCGUACGACCAUUUCCAUGCAAGGGUCAACAUUUAUCAAUUUGGAUGUGAGUGUAUGAUACGAUCAACUCUCAGGACAGGUCUCACAUUGUGUAUCCAAGUUUGUGUAAGUGUGAAUUUGCGAUGCUGCAAAUGUCUGUCUCAAAAUAAUUAACAUACCUCAAACCUGUCAUUAAGCUCAAGCAGCCAUAUUUCAUUAAUGAUUAAAUUAGAAUAAACAAAAUAAAUUUGUUAUGCCUUUAGGCCUAUGUGAUAACCCCGCCGGCAAACACUGCCACAGAGCAGGAGUGAUAUACAACUUUGUCUCUCUUCAUUGUUUGUACUCUUCUUCACAGUUUGCAUUUAUCAGCCAUCCAAUUGCAUCUGCUUCAUUUUCAUUAUGAUACCCAAUUACCUCCUUUUCUAUUUUUUCUUUUUUACACAGGAACGCCUGGUGUCAUUGGACAGUGCUGAAGACUUUGUUAGACUGGCAAAAGUAAAAUAUCCCUAAAAAUGAGGCCAAAGGAGAGUGUAAAGGAUCAAGUUUUAACGUUGAAAAAUGUGUAACACAUUAAGAAACACAUUUGUGCUCCAAUGUUUAUUUAAGUGUAGGGGCAGUAAAUUUAAUUACUUUAAUUCUGGCAGUAAAUUUAUCAUUUAAAGUGUUCAUUGAAUAAUUCUUUAAAACACUGUCGUUUUUAUUUAUCAGUUUUUUCACUGAGUAUUGGAGGUGUCCCUCUUUCAGCACUUUGGUUGCCCUGAUAAAUAUUUAAAGAGGGUUAAUGUGCUGUUUGAGUAUUCAGUGUUCAGAUACAAGGUGAAAGCAUUUGUAUUUGUUGUUCCUUGAGAACAUAUUAAUAAAGGUAUUGCUUGUAUGUUUAGGCUUCAAAAGAAACGAGAAACCCCCUGAAUGUGCAAAGAAACAUGUCAAAUAUGAAUAACAAGAGAGUCAAAAUCGUAGUUUUUCCUCUUUCUUCUUUCAAACACCUUAGUCACCUUUUUUGAAAAACAUAAAACUAAAUAAAUCUGUAUGUUUUCUUGGGAUUUUGUGUUAUUUCUUUCGUAAUUAUUGUCUAUGAUUAAGCACUAUACAAUACACUGAUGCACUGACAGCUGGGUAGUUGAUGUUUUGGCCAAAAGGGGGCGGUAGACACUGAACCACCUUUUUGUGGCUUUAACUGAAACAAAGAUAUUGUCACUUUGAGCUUUGCACACAAUGUCACCUGUUUAAAAAUGUGCAACGAUCUCAAAGUUGGUCUACUGAGCAUGUAACUAACAACACAAUAAUAACAUAAAAUGAGGAAGAAUAUAAUGAUAGGAAUGUGGUUACACUACAAAGAACCUGAAUGUGAAAGUCAGAGUAAACAACACCCCCAAAACAAAAAGUAUCAGCAAAAGGAGAAUAUCAGUUUAGAGGGUAAUCGGUGGGAAAUAAAGGUUCAUCCUCCCUGCCUUUGAGAUGUAGAUGAUAAUGACUCAUGUAACUGUUUCACACUUUCAAACAAGCCAAACUAUUGGGACCGCUGCUCUGACUCUAAAUUCAGAAGGUUUGAGCUGUCUACAUAAAACUGAUGGAUGUGGUUCGUCUUAUACAGAUGCAUAACUGUGAGCACACAUGAACACAGAAGGAGAGUUCCCUCUGACCCAGAUUUUGCUCUCCAAGGCUCCUUACCUAAUCUGAGAAACAGAUGUGGAGGGGGGGGGAGUUUGAAGAGCAUGUGGAUUUUCUGGCAGCUCCUGCAGGCAUUGUGCUGCCUGCACCUUUUUCUCAUUAUACAACUGUGUGUAUGUACAUGCAUUUCUCAUCAAGUAAUGCUGAUAUCAUUCAGAUUUCAAAUGAAAUAAGUAAAUCUGACAGAAAUUUGAAGGACUAAGAUUGUGUUUCUGUAUGAUGUUCAAGUAGGAAAACUAUCAGAUGAAUCCACUGUCGUAAAAGUUCAAUUCUACCGUUAGACUCGUCUUCAGAUACCAGAAUUUUUCACCACUGUGUGCAAGAAUACCACCAAAGGCAGUGGUCAUGAUGGGCAGGGCAUUAUGGUCUCACACAGACUUUUAGGCCUCCUUGUGAUGGUCAGAUAUUUUAUGAGAAUCUCUAUGGCAGGGUGUUUUCCACUGACACACAGCAUUAGUGGUGAGAGUUAUUUUUUUCAUCACAGUUUUAGGAAUCCAGACUAAGGAAAAUGUCUGUCCAUAAAUAUGAGUGAGGAUAUUAUGUCACUGUUACUUUUAUACCAUCUUAGGACAUCAGAAUUAUUUAAAGUCACUGUGUACAAAUGCAGAGUCUAUAUGUCAGGUGUGGAAGUAGGAUCCAAGUGCAGCACAACGCCAGGUAGGUGUUAGAAGCUACUUUUAUUAUAACAGUUCACAGAAGACAGGUAUUUCAGCAGGUCAGAAUACAUUAGGAUCGAUUUAGCAGUCUCUGUAGGAACUCCAAGAUCAACAGGAAACAGAACCAACAGGCAGAGCAGUCUCUAUAGAGAUGCAACAGCACUGUCGAGGGGCAGGCUGGGUUCAUGGUCGAUGUAGAAGCAAUGUUAAAUCCUGGCAGACAAUUAGCAGGGCAGACAAAACCCAGAGGGAGUGGAUGGACAGAAAGUCGUGGACAGGCAGUAGGUCGGGGAGCCGGUAACACAGCGAAACCUGAAGUACUCAGAGGAGCGGAGAAACUUGACAGGGGAUCCGAGGGCUGAGACGAGAAGAUGUGGUCAGAGGCAAGCAGGAGUCGAAACUGAGAAACAAAGCUGAAGAGCCGUGCAUGCUGAGACAACAAUCUGGCACUGAAUGAGGGCCACAGAGCGGCUUAAAUACUGACUGAUCAAUCAGCAGUGAGGAGCAGCAGCUUGACAUUCACAGGUGUGAGGAAUCAGCGCUGAUGAAGAGGCGUGGCAGAGAGGACAGUGGGGACACUCAAAACAGCAUGAGAAACACAGAAGAGUGUGAGACUUCAAAGUUUAGGUUUCCUGUUUAAACUCAAACCAGUCGAGGUAUAAAAGGUGGCAUUAAAACACCGUCUGUAGUCGAUGUGUCUCCACUACAGAAAAGCAGGAUUUGGGGGGAAUAUGGGUCUGAGAAUGUAUUUCAAUACACAAGAGUUUUUUUCUUCUUGGAGGGUGAGAAAGGUUUGUUGUUUUAAAUACUGUUGGCAACCAGGUUAAAUGACAGGAACUUAUAUAAUAAUUACAGUGAAGAUUUAAUAUUUUAGAAAUAGACAUUUUUAGAUUUAGUACUUUUACAAAAGAUCAAUAUAAAUAAUAAUAUAAAGGCAGCAAAGUUGAUCUUUAAAACUUUAUGAAAUUCACCCGCUCUUUUGACAAAGAUGAUCAAAUACAUUUUAAUAUUAAUAACUAUUAGAGCUUCAGCCAAGAAAACAGUUCAAGUUAGUGAAGGGCCUAGUACUCUGUACUCAUCCACUCACUAAAUUAAUAGAAACACAAUUGUUGUGUGUUUACUCACUUAACACAGGUGUGACUGCAAAAGAGGAGAGAGGAAAAGAAGAAGAUUCUGCAGGUCAGGUUGAUCCCACUGUGAGGAUCUGUUAAAUUACCUCCAUUUUUACUCCUGUCCCAGUGUCUCAGACAAGUUUCCUCAAAACUCAAAGUUAGAGUUUAAUAAAAUUACUGUUGAAUUUCAAAAAUAUGGACAGAUAAAAUAGGAGAGAGACUGUCAUGCAGACGGGCUGUGUAGAUACAAACUGAGAGUCAGAUUAGAGGAUCAUGCAGCCAGUUAGACUCAUGAGCCUUUCCCCCUCAUCUGACCUCUGUGAUGGAAUAGCAGCUGUUUUUCAAUGAGCUCAUAUUGGUAGAAGCCCAGGAUUUGUCAUGUCUGCUUGUGUGUGUGUGUGUGUGUGUGUGUGUGUGUGUGUGUGUGUGUGUGUGUGUGUGUGUGUGUGUGCGUGUGCGUGUGUGUGCGUUCAUCCGUUGAGUGAGCCUGCCUGCAGACCCACCAGAGUGGAUUUCUAGGCAGUGACUCAUUAAAAGUGGAGGUUGCAAAGUCAGGCAGAUACAUAUCCCAGUGUCCCUGUGCAAACAUUCACCCUUCAGCUAUAGGCACACAAAAAAGUUUAGAAACCACAUUACUAACAGAUGUUUGAGCGUCGGUGUGUAGACUUGGAGCUUUCUGUUACCUUAAUUACUCUGUAUGUAUAGAAUAGAAUAGAAUAGAAUUUAUUGUCACAAGUACAGAGCAACCAAAUGCAGUUUGCAUCCAUCCAGAAGUGCUUAGCAAGUAAAAAUAUAUUGACAAAUGAACAUGGUAUGAAAGAAUAUAUAUAUAUGUGUUACUCUUGUGGCACGCUGAAGAUGAAACCGAGAUCUGUGACCAAGUGUGGCAGUUUUCUGAGACGUUUCAUGUGUUUGUGUAACUGUGUACAUGUCUCUUUGCAUCAAUUUCAGCUGGCUAAGAAUCUUAUCUGAUUCAACUGCUCCUCCUUUCCCUCUGGGAGACACACAGACACACACAUAGACACACACACACACACACACACACACACACACACACACACACACACACACACACACACACGGAACCAUCAAAUAGGCAUUUCCCAGUGAGGUAUGAGCCAAUGACAGAGCAGCAGUGGUUAGUGAAAGAGAAACAGAGCAGUCAGCUGCUUCAGAUUCAGAGGAACGACUUUAAUACCAAGACUAUUUUUAAAUGUUGGGAACUUGGGUGUGUGUUGGUGGUGAGGAGCAAGUAAUCAAAAUCCUCCUUUAACCUCCUCAUUUUCAACAAACCAUCUGAAUUUUCCUCCUUCUUCUCCAUUUGUACACUCUUCUCCUCAGUUAUCUCACUGCUCAUGUUCACUCUGUGUGAAUUCAACGUUGAUACAAGACUUACAAAAGUGAAACUCCCACUUUAAUGACCAACUGUGGGAUUUCAGAGCUCAACACAGCGCAGUUAGGGACUCUUGAGUCUGUUAUUUCUGGCAAUGAAUCAUGAAGCUUCAGGCAUUAUAAAUGAACCACGACCGGCUGUAAGUCGCUCAGAGAGGCUCUGAUGUUCUCGGUGAUAUUAUCUUGGACUGAAUCUAAGACAAAAUAAAGACGUGGAUCACAUGACUGAGAUCCACAACUAUUAAGACAACAUGGCAAAUCCAACAAGUUGGAAACUUUUUAUCUCGUUAUUUUACAAAAAGAAGUAAAAUAUCUCCAUAAAAUCUCAACAUCACUGUCUGCCUGUCUGUGUCAGGAAGUCUCCAUGCAGGCUUCACUUUGCUGAGUCGUUAUCUUUGAUUUAAAGUCUGAUAUGAGAGAAGCAGGAGUAAUGUGGGCGGAGGAAUACGACAUGGAGGAGGAGGUUAGAACAGAGGAAGUGACUGAGGAUCAGAAAGACGUCUAAAAAAGUAAGACUGGCAGGGAGGGGGCGGAGGUGAAGAAAGCGAUGGGGGGGGGGGGCACUGAUUCACAGAUUGUGGGUCGAGUCUGGAAGAUUUCCUGUCCUGUGACAACAGGGAAAAAACCAAGCUCUGUCUCAAUGUUUUUUCUCUUCUGUUGGUUUCCUCUUAGUCAGAAAAGUUUUAAAGUCAAACGACAUCAUUUUUGUUUCUUUGAUUUCAUCUGGUAAUCAUUUCCUUUCUGUAUCUACCUCAUGUGAAACUGGGUCUUGUGGGGGCUACAUGAUUUUAGGUCAGAGCCUUUAUGCUUAUCAGGGGCAGCUACACUUAAAUCGUCUUUCUGUGCAUGACUGUGCAUAUUUUUACUUCUGGGGAAAAAAACUGAUUUUUCCUCUCAUUUACUAAAAAAACCCUUUUUUGGAUUUGUGAAGCCUGAAGUAUCAUAAAUGACUGGCUCUAAGAUACUUGAAGAGGCUCUCAUGUUUUUACUGAUAUUAUGUUGAAUUUAAGAUUAAAUAUAAGAUUAAACAAGAUCUGAGACAAAAUAAGGGAGUGAAUCACAGGACUGAGAUCCACAACACUUAAGACAACAUGGCAAAUCCAACAAGUUGGCAGCACAGAACACUUAAAGUAUAAAUCCUGAAACCAACAGUUUAGCCCAGCUCUAUUUUAUACCAGUGUUUAUUUUGUCAAUGAAAGUUCUGAUAGGAAGUAUUUGUUCUUUGAUAUGACAAGAACAACAACAGAUUCAGUUCACAGCCAUGUUGAAAUAACCCCACAGUCAUGUCAGACAGAAAACCACUUCAUGUUAGAUUUCUCUUUAAACUAUUAUUUAUCUUCAAGUUCACUGUUACUGCUGAGGCCUAAGCUAGACUGGACCCAAAAAAAGAUCUUUGUCUCACAGGAGACACAGAAAUCCACAAACGAACUGAAAUCUCUGCAGCUGCUAGAGGCUGGCUGACCACCAAACUGAAGACCAGAGCAGCGAGACACCAAUCUAAAUACGGGUACAAAAGAGAUGGUGGUCAGAACAGGGUGAACGUUCACAGAAUCUGGAAAAAGACUGUCACCUCGAACCUGGAACCUGGAACCUGGAGCCUGGAACUACCGAGUGAGACGGAUGUAUCUGGCAGAGUAGUGGAGGCUGAGCCGUUUUUUAUGGAGAGGUGA
Messenger RNA from Xyrichtys novacula (pearly razorfish), 9184 nucleotides. The record is from the annotation of a GenBank genome assembly. NCBI's taxonomy places the organism in Eukaryota, Metazoa, Chordata, Actinopteri, Labriformes, Labridae.